AUGAUAUUAGAACACAGAUUUGAACUUGGAUCCCGUUUAUGCAUCAAUCAGUGUCUUCGUGAAUCCCCACCGCGCCUCCAGCCCUUUACCUUUGGCGCGCCUUCACAGCCGCUCCGCCGGCGCGUCCUUGAGGCGGGACACGCCGCUCCCCAUUUUCUUCUCCCCAGCACGCUGCGUGCUGGGCGGUCGGUCCGGAUUCGUCCGCCGUGGCUGAGACUCAGCAGCGCAAGCACGUGCCCAGGCCCUUUCGGCUCUGGCGCCAGGAAACGGCUGGCAUCGCCUCGCUUCGUCCCUCUGGCGGGGCUGCCCGGCUCUGCCACUCCGCCGCUCGGCACACGCGCGCAGCUUUUGGAGGAGGCGCCGCACGGCGCGGCAGCAGGCUGCCUGUGCGCUCCUCGCCGCCAAGCUGAGCUUCAGGCUCCUCUGGGGGCUGCCGGGGAAGGAGAAGAGAGCGCAAGGAAGGGUUGUAGCGACCCCCAGAGUCCGAGGAAAGGACUGCGUCUCGUUUUUUGCCCGCUUAUUCGCGCUAUCUAUUGUCGACCUGCUUUUGCUGUCGAGAGAUCAAAACGCAAGUUAGAACGUGAUCUUCUCCAGGAACUCAGGCUAUCUGAAGAGGCAAGCAAUCCAAGUUACUCAGAAAGCAGAGAAGUAACCUGCAGAAGGAAGGUAAGGAAUUUUAUUUUGGGACAAAUGAAGAUUAAAUUUCACUGA
Molecule: messenger RNA, 711 nt
Organism: Crotalus tigris (Tiger rattlesnake)
Lineage: Eukaryota; Metazoa; Chordata; Lepidosauria; Squamata; Viperidae
Exons: 3
Coding region: 1-711 (236 amino acids)
Source: RefSeq, a predicted model, not a curated record